Molecule: messenger RNA, 1295 nt
Organism: Daucus carota subsp. sativus
Lineage: Eukaryota; Viridiplantae; Streptophyta; Magnoliopsida; Apiales; Apiaceae
Product: UDP-URONIC ACID TRANSPORTER 1
Exons: 4
Coding region: 148-1089 (313 amino acids)
Cellular component (GO): Golgi apparatus
Molecular function (GO): antiporter activity
Source: RefSeq, a predicted model, not a curated record
CAUUAAUUCAACAAAACUUGAGUGCAUGAUUAAUUCCAUUUACCCCUUACAACAACGCAAAAUUAAACAAACCCAUGCCCUCAUUAAAUCUUCAAUGAAACUUACCUCGACAUAUUUAUCACAAUCCUGCAAAUUUUACAAGAAAAAAUGGCACCAAAUACAGGAAAUGCAGCAAAGAAACAAGCCCUUUUCAUAUCAUCCUUGAUCGUGUUAUGGUACUCAUCGAAUAUCGGCGUUCUUCUCCUGAACAAAUUUUUGUUGUCGAAUUAUGGAUUUCGAUUUCCGAUAUUCUUGACAAUGUGUCACAUGACAGCUUGUGCUGUCCUGAGUUAUUUGUCCAUCGUGUUCUUGAAAAUCGUGCCGUUUCAGAGGAUCAAAUCUAAGUCUCAGUUUUUAAGGAUCGCUACGCUGAGCGUUGUUUUCUGUGCCUCUGUUGUUGGGGGGAAUAUAUCACUUAGGUAUCUGCCUGUGUCGUUUAAUCAGGCUGUCGGCGCCACCACGCCUUUUUUUACAGCCAUGUUUGCUUAUUUUAUGACCUUCAAGAGGGAAGCUUGGGUUACUUAUGUUGCUCUUAUACCAGUUGUUGCUGGUGUUGUCAUUGCAAGCGGGGGGGAGCCAAGCUUUCACUUGUAUGGAUUCAUCAUGUGCAUCAGUGCAACUGCUGCCAGGGCCUUUAAGUCUGUUCUUCAGGGAAUUUUGCUUUCUUCAGAAGGGGAGAAGCUGAACUCAAUGAAUUUGAUGCUUUAUAUGGCCCCAAUUGCUGUUGUAGUUUUGUUGCCUGCAGCACUUUUCAUGGAACCAGAUGUGGUAGAAGUCACAGUAACACUUGGAUUAAAACAUACAUUUAUGUGGCUGCUUCUUUUUCUCAAUUCAGUAAUGGCUUAUUCAGCCAACUUAACCAACUUCUUGGUGACCAAGCAUACGAGUGCUCUAACACUCCAGGUACUGGGCAAUGCAAAAGGCGCAGUAGCUGUUGUUAUCUCUAUACUGUUGUUCCGAAAUCCUGUCACCUUUCAGGGAAUAGCUGGUUAUUCAAUGACUGUUAUGGGAGUGGUUGCUUAUGGAGAAGCUAAAAGAAGAUACAAAUAAUCCUCAGUCCAUGCACCGGCAUUCUUCUGUACAAACAUAUUUUCCUUGCCCUAAUAUAGUAGGCUUUAGUGAGUUAGAUUCUGGUUCUGGUGCUUCCAGAUAUCUUUGGGACAAGACAAUUAGUUUCAUGUGAUGUCCUGUAUAUUAUACCAAAGUCUUGCAUCCAGUUGUAGGAGCUAAUCUUGUAAUAUUCAACUUCUCUUUCA